AAGUUUCCGGGUCACAAUCACAGUCACACUCCUUCGACGCCCCUUCUUCUCUAUAACUCUAUUUGUCUCAGAGCUGCAGUCUGCAGACCUCUGUUGACUGGUGCACAGAGAAAACCGAGCUCCACCAUAGAGCGAUUUUUCUCAAUCAUGAACGGCAAAAUAUAGACUAGCAGUCCGUUAAUCAACUUCAAGAUGGAGAAUGCUUUUCCUGCACCGACCAUGGAGAACGUUAUCCUAAUCAUCGACAAGUUGCCUCCUAUUUCCACUCGCCACGGUUUCCAGGAUAAUCCUUUGUAUGCAUAUACGUUGGAAUCCAUUAGUGCUGUGUACCACAUGGAACUAAAAACAAUAUUUGAGAGUCCAUUCAACAUGGCUGGGAAAAUAGAUUCUGUCUAUGUCAAUUUCGAAAACCAGGGAUGGUUUUGGAUUGACCCUCAAGGAGUCGAUUUUUUUAAUAAUGUAACUCAAAGGAGGUUGGAGAACAUGUUGACCGAGUUGUUUGCUGAUGGCAUCCUCAUAAAUGCGGUGACUAAUGAAGCGUCAUGGAGGCGGGUCGACAUCGAGCAAGUGUUUGCCACUUUCCCGGCCAACACUCACAUUACAGGUUGUCUCUCUGGUGAAGCUGCUCAAGGUUCUAUGACUUUCAUGGACUAUAUUUCAUCGAUGCAACUUGGUGAAACAUAUGUUUUUGUGUUUGGCGGAUUUAUCGGUGGAGACACGGAAAUGUUCAUCACUGAGAAUGUGAAAGUUUCCAACUAUUCCAUAUACCCCUAUAGUUCUAUCAGCGCAAUUGUCAACCAGUUGGAACUUCAAUUUAGUGGUCAGUAGCAUUGAAGAAGAAGAGCUUGUAAGGUGUAGAACCACUGCAUUAUAUAUCAAGACAUUUUCUUAACUUCAUUUUCAGGAUGUUUGGUAUUUUAAGAUUUCUACCCCGUUAAACCCUAUGAUGGGAGUAUGCAAUAAUUAAUGACCUAUUUGGGCUAA
Messenger RNA from Spinacia oleracea (spinach), 984 nucleotides. RefSeq lists its product as uncharacterized. The transcript has 8 exons. Lineage: Eukaryota; Viridiplantae; Streptophyta; Magnoliopsida; Caryophyllales; Amaranthaceae. The record is from RefSeq and is a predicted model, not a curated record. The coding region runs from base 193 to 828 and encodes 211 amino acids.